AUGGUUUACCUUCUCUAUUACCCUCUUGUCUUCAGCCCCCCCCCCCUCCCCCCAAUGAUUAUAACUACUCAUAUCUCGGGGAAUGACUUUGUAAUGUGUGAACAGAUUGAUUCCUCGCAUCGCGAGAGGCAACCACACCCAUUUCAUCAGCUGAAGUGCUCACGCAGCAUAAGAAACCGCGCGGCUGUAGUUUAUCACCUCACAUGUGCAACGCUGCAUAUAGAAGUACCACAGGAUGUCCUUUUCUCUGCCUCUUUGUCCUACGCCCUUCACAUUAGUCGAAUGAGUGCUAAAUGCCCCACUUUAGGUCAGCUGCGGUCGGUCUCAAAUGAAACCGAUAUUGUCGCUGUCGAAAUGCUUAUCCUUGAGUUCGUUAGACCGCACGUCGUACUGAUUGAAGGCUGUCUUCGACUGGAGCUUAAGAGACUCGUGGUGCAUCGACCAUUGCCUCUCAAGAUUCGUGAAUGCGUUGGGCGCGUCGCCAUUGCACUCUCUGACACACUGUACGCUUACCACUACUGUUUGUUUCCGGAAGCUGCUGCUCGGGCGUGCUUGCUCAACGCCUGCGAGCGUCUGGGUAUCGAUGUGGACUCUGCAACUCUUCCCGACGAAUUUAGGACGCCACAGGUGGCUGAAAUACGCGCCUUUUUUUCUGACGCUUGA
Molecule: messenger RNA, 663 nt
Organism: Leishmania braziliensis MHOM/BR/75/M2904
Lineage: Eukaryota; Euglenozoa; Kinetoplastea; Trypanosomatida; Trypanosomatidae
Exons: 1
Coding region: 1-663 (220 amino acids)
Source: RefSeq, a predicted model, not a curated record